Patiria miniata (bat star) is the source of this 1599-nucleotide messenger RNA. Its product is annotated as UDP-D-xylose:L-fucose alpha-1,3-D-xylosyltransferase 3-like. Lineage: Eukaryota; Metazoa; Echinodermata; Asteroidea; Valvatida; Asterinidae. Bases 173 to 1108 code for a protein of 311 amino acids. Gene Ontology annotation, cellular component: Golgi apparatus. The record is from RefSeq and is a predicted model, not a curated record. The transcript has a single exon. Gene Ontology annotation, molecular function: glycosyltransferase activity.
UCAUUUUCCGUUCCCUGCUGCUCAUUACCAAUUUGUGAUUCGACGUAUCAUGAUUGAGCUGUGAUUGGCUUGUUUUUCACUUGAAUACACAUCUGUUAGAUUAGUAAGUUGAAAGAUAUCCGUCUUCCAAGUCAGCAAGUUAAGUAACAGCCCCCAAUCAUUUGACGAAUAUAUGAAAUCAAGGUGUUUUUCCUUUCUUUCAGGAUACGUGGCUUUUCACUCAUCGAGCAAACAACAAUUGCAGCAACGUCCCUACCCACAAGUCGUCGUCGACAAGUCAUGGGUGUCGUCUGGUGCCGUCAUAGAACUCGGCAGUGAACAAGGAACCAACGCAAACUCCACACUUUCUUCUGGCAAGAUCGACAACGGUCCACAAAUCAUCAAAAGAAAACUAGUAGGUAAUGCUACCACGGGAAAAAUGGGAAAUGCGUCCGUGCAGGGAUCGACAGUUAUCAGUGCAUCUUCGACAACUUCCUUGUUUUGCAGCCCGGCUGACAUUGAGAGACGAUCGGCCACAGUCGUGCUAACCACGACCAACGCUGGCUACCUGGACGUGACGGAAAACAUGCUGGAGAGCAUCAAGCGGACCCGGGCCUGCCCCAACAUCACGGUCAUUGCCGAAGACGAGCCGUCUUAUCAACGCCUGACCCAGAGAAUCCAAUCCCAACCGGGACUCCACGUCCAGAGAUCACCCUUAGGUGCCACUGAAUCGAAGAGCCUAAAGCUACACUCGCCAGACUACAAUCGACUUGUAAGUCGUCGUCCGUGGUACGUUCUCAAGCUCCUCGAGAAAGGUUACGAUGUCCUCUUCGUCGACUCAGAUACCUUUUGGUUCAGAGACCCAUUCAAAGACUUUCAAGGGGAUUUCGACAUCGCUAUGCAUAACGAGAAAGUAGACGUAGCAGCCUUCUGUGACGGUUUUGCCUACUACCGACCAACGGAGAAUAGCAUACGUUUCGUUACGGAAUGGGUGCAUUCGUUGGACAAAAACAAACAUUCCGCGGACCAGAUAAUUAUGAACCAGUUGAUAUCGAGGAAGCUCUUCCCGAGGCUGAAAAUAAAGACACUUAAUGAGACCAACUACCCGGACGGGAAGAAGUAUUUUUGACAAGCGGGAUGGAGAGAGGCGCACAGUGACACGACCGUUUUGCAUCUGACUUUCGUCUUGAACCACGAUGCGAAAGUGGCGAAAUUGAAAGAAUUCGGUUUUUGGCUAAUAUGAACGCAGUUGCCGUGGUUGGCAACGAAUUUUGCCAGAACUUGCAUUAAGUAAUAGAGAAGCAUUUUUAAUACAAGUCUUUGGUAGAAUAUGUUGGUUAUUUUGUAUAUUAAACAAUCCAAUGGCAAUGUUUUGGAAACAUUAUUUUAGCUAUUGUUUGAUUUUACAACGCUGACCUUCCAUAGUUUGCCAAUCCUUGAUUGUCAAAAAGUCCGAAUAACGGUUGGCAAAGAAAGAUCGAUACAGCAAUGAAAAAGGAUUAUUGCAUGAUUUCUCGUCAGGAAAGGAGUCAUGUUUAAGACACGUGGAUGGGGAAAGUUUGCCCUCUCAUUUGUCCUAGCACACCCCCGUUUCAGUUCAUGUCAGUCGGUCAGUCAUCA